Molecule: messenger RNA, 1747 nt
Organism: Dufourea novaeangliae
Lineage: Eukaryota; Metazoa; Arthropoda; Insecta; Hymenoptera; Halictidae
Gene: UQCR-C1
Product: mitochondrial-processing peptidase subunit beta
Exons: 7
Coding region: 52-1485 (477 amino acids)
Cellular component (GO): mitochondrion
Molecular function (GO): metalloendopeptidase activity; metal ion binding
Source: RefSeq, a predicted model, not a curated record
UCUUCGUCGUAAGGUCGGGCCAGGUCGGGCCAGUUGCGAGGAAUCGAAAAAAUGGCGACUCGUCUGCUUAAAGUUAGUUCCGCAUUGCGGACUUAUACUAAUAAAACCAGCCUCGUUAAGACUCAAAAGCAAUGGCGUUCUACAGCACCAUCCAUAAAAGAGAUGCUUAUCAAUCAACCUGCAACAAGAGUUACAACUCUGGAUUGUGGUAUGAAAAUUGCAAGUGAAGACAGCGGUGCUCCAACAGCCACAGUAGGGCUUUGGAUUGAUGCUGGUAGUCGCUUUGAAACUGAUGAAAACAAUGGUGUAGCACACUUCAUGGAGCACAUGGCUUUUAAGGGAACUACUAAACGUUCGCAAACUGAUUUAGAAUUGGAAAUUGAAAACAUGGGUGCUCACUUGAAUGCUUAUACAAGCAGGGAACAAACAGUAUUUUAUGCUAAAUGUUUGUCGCAAGAUGUACCAAAAGCUGUAGAAAUACUGAGCGAUAUCAUUCAAAAUUCAAAGCUUGGUGAAAAUGAAAUUGAAAGGGAACGUGGUGUCAUCUUACGAGAAAUGCAGGAGGUUGAAACAAAUCUCCAAGAAGUUGUUUUUGAUCACUUACAUGCUAGUGCUUACCAAGGUACACCAUUGGGAAGGACAAUUCUAGGUCCCACUAAAAAUAUUAAAAGUAUCACACGAAAUGAUCUUGUAAAUUAUGUCCGGCAAUACUAUGGCCCCCCAAGAUUUGUUCUAGCAGGUGCCGGUGGUGUAGACCACAAUGCCCUGGUACAAUUGGCUGAGAAAUAUUUUGGUCAAAUGAAAGGACCAUUCUAUGAUGAAAUUCCUCUUCUUAAUGUACCCUGUCGUUAUACUGGCUCUGAAAUCAGAGUUCGUGAUGACACAAUUCCUCUUGCACACAUAGCCAUUGCUGUAGAAGGUGCUGGGUGGGCUGAUGCAGACAACAUUCCUCUUAUGGUUGCAAAUACUCUUAUGGGAGCCUGGGACCGCAGCCAGGGAGGAGGUACAAAUAGUGCAAAUCAUUUGGCUCAGGCUGGUGCAGUCGCAGGAUUUUGCCAUAGUUACCAAAGCUUUAACACUUGCUACAAAGAUACUGGUCUUUGGGGUAUAUACUUUGUAUGCGAUCCCAUGACAUGUGAAGACUUUGUAUUCAACAUCCAAACUGAAUGGAUGAGAUUAUGUAUAUCCGUCACAGAAAGAGAGGUAGAACGCGCAAAGAACAUUCUUAAAACAAAUAUGCUCCUUCAGUUAGAUGGAACAACCGCAAUAUGCGAAGACGUUGGUCGACAGAUACUCUGUUAUAACCGACGUAUACCCCUUCACGAACUGGAGGCCAGGAUAGAUAGCGUAACGGCCAAGAAUAUUCAUGACGUUGGCAUGAAAUAUAUUUACGAUCAGUGUCCAGUAAUUGCAGCUAUUGGACCAGUUGAGAACUUGCCCGAUUACAACGUAAUUCGAAGUGGCAUGUACAGAAUACGACUCUAAACAAAUUCCUUCAAUAGAAUUUAAAACGAGUCACCGACAUCAUUUUUAGUGAAAAAAAUUUGUAUUAAAUUGAGACUACAAAUACAUAAACUGUUUUUCGUAAAUAUUAAUUACUGUUAACAUUUAUCCAUAAUAUUUAUUGUCUGGUUUGAAACAUGUAAUGAAAGUUCAUACAUAUAUAUUUCAAACGCACGUUGUAGUUUCAUUUUAAUAUCUGUUCGACGAUUAGUCUUUUGCCGAACAUGUACUAUCAGGCUUAAAU